UGUGAGGACAUGUGUGGAGAAUAAACUCAAGUACGAAGAAACAGGAGAUUCUAGCCAUCUUCCUCUCCUCUGCCACUAUCCUGUUAAGGCUCAGAACUUGAGAAGUGAUCCAUAUUACCUGAAUUGCACCAACAAAGAAUGCAAGAAGCGGUUGUUAGGAAAAUGCGUGAUAAGGACGUGUUCGGCGACUCUAAGGUUUCACGUCGUCAACAUACGAACAGACAUCGAAUUCGUGCUGUUUGGCGGCGGCUUUGACACGCCUUGCAUUUUGAAAACAUCUCAGCCUCUGAGCUUUGCCAACCCAAACAGUCCCUUGUACGGACACCUGUCGUCGCCUGAUUCGACGGGAACUAAGAUGAGGAUAACUUGGGUGAGUGGAGAUAAUAAGUCUCAACAAGUCCGUUAUGGAAAUGGAUCCAGUACAGCCACAGCCCAAUCCAAUGUUUCUACCUUCUCACGGGAUGACAUGUGCAAAUGUGUCUUUAUUAAAAGUCCGGCCUCUGAUUUUGGGUGGCACGACCCUGGCUACAUCCAUACCGCAACCAUGACCGGGAUACGUCCUUCCACCUCUUACUCCUAUGUGUAUGGAAGUGAUUUGGUUGGAUGGAGUGAAAAUAUUACAUUCAAAACACCGCCUUUUGCCGGAGCCAAUGAGCUCAAGUUUAUUGCAUAUGGCGACAUGGGCGAGGCUCCACUUGACUCCUCAAUAGAACACUUCAUGCAGCCGGGAUCACUUAGAGUCGUCAAAGCUAUGGCUGAUGACGUGUCAUCUGGCCUUGUCGAUUCCAUUUUCCACAUCGGUGACAUAAGCUACGCGACGGGAUUUCUUGUAGAGUGGGACUACUUUAUGAGCCUCAUAUCCACACGACUCGCCUCCCGAGUUCCUUACAUGACCUCAAUCGGGAAUCACGAGAGGAAUUAUAUGGACUCUGCAUCGCUCUACAAAACAACAGACUCGGGAGGUGAAUGUGGAGUUCCUUACGAGACUUAUUUUCAGAUGCCAACGCCCGGAAAGGACAUGCCGUGGUACUCUAUUGAACAAGGGCCUGUGCAUUUUACGGUUAUCUCAACCGAGCAUAAUUGGUCUGUUAACUCGGAACAGUAUGAGUGGAUGAGAAAAGACAUGGCUGCAGUGGACAUAACAAAAACACCUUGGAUAAUAUUCACAGGGCAUAGACCAAUGUACACCACCAAUGAAAGAUACACCGGAUUGCAUAAUGUCGACCACAUGUUCAUUGAUGCAAUUGAGCCAUUGCUACUACAGAAUAAGGUGGAUCUGGUUCUGUUUGGGCACAUACACAACUAUGAGAGAACUUGUGUCGUUUAUCAAAAAAUGUGCCUAUCAAUGCCGACAAAAGAAGGGAAUGGGAUUGACACGUAUGAUAAUACUAACUACUCAGCUCCGAUUCAUGCCAUUAUUGGGAUGGCCGGAUUUACGAUCGAGGAAUUUCCAACAGAUAGGAAUAACAACUGGAGCUUGUCUAGGAUUGCUCAGUUCGGGUACAUUAGAGCGCAUGCUACUAGGAAUGAACUUAAAGUCGAGUUUGUGAAUGCAGAUACUAAGGAAGUUGGUGAUAGUUUCCGAAUCAUUAGGAACUGA
Molecule: messenger RNA, 1600 nt
Organism: Striga hermonthica
Lineage: Eukaryota; Viridiplantae; Streptophyta; Magnoliopsida; Lamiales; Orobanchaceae
Source: the annotation of a GenBank genome assembly